Sinocyclocheilus grahami is the source of this 1533-nucleotide messenger RNA. It is a transcript of the gene cyp17a2, whose product is annotated as cytochrome P450, family 17, subfamily A, polypeptide 2. Gene Ontology annotation, molecular function: iron ion binding; heme binding; steroid 17-alpha-monooxygenase activity. The transcript is spliced from 8 exons. NCBI's taxonomy places the organism in Eukaryota, Metazoa, Chordata, Actinopteri, Cypriniformes, Cyprinidae. Bases 35 to 1516 code for a protein of 493 amino acids. Gene Ontology annotation, biological process: progesterone metabolic process; hormone biosynthetic process. The record is from RefSeq and is a predicted model, not a curated record.
UAUAUGAGCUCUGAGAGCGUGAGUCUGUAGGUUAAUGAAGAGCAUCAUGUGUUCAGUGAGCGUGUGCUGCUGCGCUGCUCUGCUGCUGCUGCUGCUGCUGCUGCUCAGAUGCAUGCUGGGAAGGCGCUCGGUGCCGUGUCUGCCGCGGGUGCCGGUGUUGGGCAGUCUGCUGCACCUGCGCUCGUCUCUGCCUCCUCACCUGCUCCUCACACAGCUGUCACACAGGUACGGCCCUCUGUUUGGCCUGUACUCCGGACCGCACUUCACACUGGUGGUCAGCGAGAUCGGUCUGGUCAGAGAAGUGCUGCUGCAGCGCGGCCGAGAGUUCGCCGGACGGCCCAAGAUGGUGACCACAGAUGUGUUGACUCAGGGUGGGAAGGAUAUCGCAUUUGCAGACUACAGUCCGCUGUGGAAGAGCCAUCGGCGUCUGGUGCACAACUCCUUCACGUUGUUUGGUGAGGGAUCCGGCAAACUACAUACCAUCGUUCAGGAGGCUGCAGACGAUCUGUGCGAGGAGCUCCAGUCCUGCAGGGGUCAGAGUUCAGAUCUCAGCCCGGUUCUGAUGCGGGCAGUCACUAACGUCAUCUGCAGGCUGGUGUUCAGCUCCUCGUACCAGCGCAAUGACCCCGAGCUCCUGACCGUCAUGGACUACAAUGACGGCAUCGUCCAGACCAUCGCCAGAGGAGGACUCAUCGACAUCUUUCCUUGGCUGAGAAUUUUCCCCAACAAGGACCUAAAGAAGCUGAAGCAGUGCGUUUCAGUGAGAGACCAACUCCUGCACAGAAAACUGCUGGAGCACAAGAUGACCCUCAAGCCCGGAGAGCCUCGAGACCUGCUGGACGCUCUUCUGAUUGGUCAGAUGAAGGGGUCAGGAGGGGAGGAUGACAUCACGGAGGAUCAUGUGCUGAUGACGGCGGCGGAGGCGUUCGGAGCCGGUGUGGAGACGACCUCCACCACACUGCUGUGGACCAUAGCCUUCCUCCUGCACCACCCACAGGUGCAGGAGCGUGUUCACUCGGAGCUGGAUGAGUGUGUGGGUCAGGCUCGUGCUCCGUCUCUGAGUGAUCGCUCUCAUCUGCCGCUCCUGGACGCUGUUCUCUGUGAGGUGAUGCGGAUCCGUCCCGUCAGCCCCGUCCUCAUCCCACACGUUGCUAUGCAGGACACCAGUUUGGGGGGUCACUCUGUUCCUAAAGGAACCCGUGUGCUGGUGAACAUGUGGGCGAUUCACCACGACCCCAAACACUGGGACGAGCCUGAACAAUUCAGCCCCGAGCGGUUCCUGGACUCGUCGGGGAGGAGAGUGACUCCGAGCAGCUUCCUGCCGUUCGGAGCCGGUCCGCGGGUCUGUGUGGGAGAAUCUCUGGCCAGAAUCGAGCUAUUUCUGUUCGCCAGCCGCCUCCUGCAGCGCUUCCACUUCAGCGUCCCGCCGAGGGCUUCUCUGCCCGAGCUGCAGGGAAGAUUCGGUGUGGUGCUCCAGCCUCAGAGCUACAGCGUCACAGUCACACCGCGACACUGACACACACUUACACACAC